Molecule: messenger RNA, 1442 nt
Organism: Hyalella azteca
Lineage: Eukaryota; Metazoa; Arthropoda; Malacostraca; Amphipoda; Hyalellidae
Product: high mobility group protein B3
Exons: 5
Coding region: 280-1263 (327 amino acids)
Biological process (GO): regulation of transcription by RNA polymerase II
Molecular function (GO): DNA binding, bending
Source: RefSeq, a predicted model, not a curated record
AUCUUGUCAAUUCUUGGUUGGAGAUAUAUAGCAAAUAUUUAGUUAACAGAAAGCAUUAAAAAUUUUUUUACUUAGAAGCAUUUUUUUUAUCUAACUGAGUUGUCUGAAGUGAAAUAUCUAUAAUAAAAGAACUACAAAUUGAACACUUUGAAUUAUUCCCUUUUGAUAAUAAUUAGUGAUUAUGUAACUCAAUUGAUUGCAGCAAUCAUAGGCAUUCAUUGUCAACUUUAUUCUAGCAUUAUUCAGUCACAGUCCUGUAAUUAUUAUUAUACAGCUUCAAUGUUUGGAGAGAACUGGUCUCGAGGCACUGGAGACAAACGUCGGCCAUGGUCUGGCAGAAGCAGAGGUUCACGUCGGAUACCUGGUAGAACUGGUGCUUAUCCAAGAGGAUACAGAAAGCCAGAAAAUGCACCGCGUGGCCGGAUGUCUGCUUAUGCAUUUUUCAUUCAGACCUGCCGUGAAGAGUACAAACAACAGUUCCCACACCAACCCAUUGUAUUCAAAGACUUUUCAAAAAAAUGUGCUGACAGAUGGAAGACCCUGACUUCUGCUGAAAAGCAGCAUUUCUCAGACAUGGCGACUCAGGACCGAGCUCGCUAUGCCAAAGAACUGCAGAGCUACCGUGGACCAAGAAUACGAAACAGAAGACGGAAAACGCGAAAAGAUCCAAGGGCACCAAAACGAGCUUUGUCUGCAUUCUUCUGGUUCUGUAGUGACGAGCGACCUAAAGUUAGGACAGCAAAUCCCGGGGCCAGUGUAGGGAAAAUCGCACGUGAGCUGGGCAGUCUCUGGGCCUCUUCUGAUCAGCAGGUCAAAGAUAAAUAUGAGAAGAUGGCCGUCCAGGACAAACUUAGAUACGAACAGGAAAUGGAAGAGUAUAAAAAAGGAAAUUUUUCCCGCCACGUUGAAGGCAUGGAAGACCUGCCACCUCCUGACCCCAACAACCUGGGCAAACUGCCAAACGUUAAGCGCUACACGUACCUUCCCCCCCGCCUGAUUCCGCACCAACUCUACCUCGGCCACACCGUCGGGACAGACGCCGCUUCUAUAGCCAAGUGCUCCUCUGAUCACACUGAAGAAUAUAAUGAAGAUGACUAUGAAGGACUAGAGGAAGAGGAGGAAGAUGGUGACGAAGAGCUCUGUAAUGAAGGAGUGAUGGGGGAGGAAGACGAAAUGGUCAGUGAUGAGGAGAUGGAGGAUAAUGAUACAGUCAUUGAAGAUAAUUUGCCUGAUAGAGGACUCCCUUUAUCUGAUGGUCCGUAAAUUUGGCAGCUGAAAUAUUCUGAAGCGAUAAUUUGUACUCCUGAUCGUGCGUUAGUUGCUGGCUACCCUCCACUUCGUGUUCAUGAGUCGUCCAAUAUGUUCUUGUACAAAUUUCUUGACUUCUCUUUUAUUUGUGCUUCUCUGAUUACUACCGUACCUCCAAAUUUAUGACGAACAUU